AUGAAGAAAAGUCCUUGUCUUGGAGAAAUUCUAUCUAUCAUGGGGGCCCUUCAGUUGUACUUGGUCUCAGGUUAUUUAGAAAGCCAUUUCAUGAUGAUAUUUUGUAUAGAGAAUCUUCUGUCAACCUUGGUUGUUUUAAUGGCAUCUGCUCCGUUUGCAAUUAAGAGUACUGCUUUCAAAGAGGUAUUUCAAGCACAAUCGGAAUAUCUCCCGUUUGGACUAUUCGCGUUUGGAGAGUAUUCUUCAUGGUACCGAGGUGCUGGGAUGAUAUCCCUAAAAACAGCUAUGGCUACAAGGGGCCUAUGCUAUCCAUUGUCUGUAGUGCUUAUGUUUAUGCUUUCCAGAGUUGCCAGAGAAAACAUGCUCAGAAAUUUUGGGCUUAUUCUGAUAAUCCUAAUGAAUAUGUAUAAAUCAGUCAAGUAUAGCGACGAAGGGUUCUUCGAUGUCUUCUUUGGAACUAUCUACCUAGUGCUCUAUGUUAUAUUCAGCGUUUCCUCUGAUUUCAUAACCGUUUGCAUGACAAACCGAAACGGACUACCCAAGUUUCUUUUUGCAAGCUCGUUCUAUAUUUGGAUAUGCUCCCUUGUUGCAUUGAUCGACUCUGGGAUAGGGCACAAUGACAUCUACACAUUCAUAGAGAGGAAUAUUUACAGGUCAAUACUUCUUGUAAUCAUUUCCUCACUGUCGAGGAUUUUGAGUGCGUAUUAUAUCCAAAGGUUUGGAAUAGUUGCAUACAGCACAACUAAGAUAUCAAACUACAUCUACUUUAUAAUCUUAAGAAGUAUGAUGGGACUUGAGUGGUCCUGGAGAUUUGAAGACACAUUAUUCCACCUGUCCAUUUACUUCCUAAUUCUUUUCUUCAUCGAUGCAGACGAGUCCUAUGAAAGAAGUUUGGGAUUUGGCAUGUAA
Molecule: messenger RNA, 909 nt
Organism: Encephalitozoon romaleae SJ-2008
Lineage: Eukaryota; Fungi; Microsporidia; Unikaryonidae
Exons: 1
Coding region: 1-909 (302 amino acids)
Source: RefSeq, a predicted model, not a curated record